Molecule: messenger RNA, 4845 nt
Organism: Durusdinium trenchii
Lineage: Eukaryota; Dinophyceae; Suessiales; Symbiodiniaceae
Source: the annotation of a GenBank genome assembly
AUGGGAACAGAGGAGAAGAGAUCGGAAGGUCUCACGAAGAGGUUCGAUGGGGAGAGCAACACCGCUUCCAAGGACUAUGAGCGCUGGAAGAGGUGGUGUAGGGCCUACCUUGUCGUGCAAAAGGCCAAGGGCAUUCCGGCAGAGGCCCAUGGCAGUUUGGUCUUCGCCCUCCUGGACGGUACGGCACUUCGUGCUUUGGACACGAUUGCCAUGGACAGGAUCGAGGUGGCCGGAGGCGAAGAUGUCAUCUUUCAGGUGUUGGACGAACGGUUCCCGGCUGAGGCGUCGCACGAUCGCCUUGGGAAGGUACUGGAUCAGAUCUUCGACCUGAAGGUGGACAAGGGCGAGUCAACAGCUAUCUACACGGGGAAGGCCCGUGCAGCCUUUGCCGCCGCCGAGGCGGAAGGGGUUUCCAUGCCGGACGUGGCCAAGGGAUACUUGAUGUUGAGAUUCGCUCGAUUGAGCCCUGAGAGAAAGGCGGUGGUGCUAGCGGCUGCCCGGCAGUCGUAUAAGGAGCAGGACAUCGCUGCAGCUCUUCGCACAACCUACCCCGACAACCUGUACCAGGCCGCGAAGCAGACAGCCACCUACCGGGUAGAUCCUGAGGAGCCCAUGGAGGAAAUCGAGAACCCUUCAGAGGAGGAUGCCUUCGACACCUUCUUGGCGGAGGCCGGCUAUGCUACAGAUGAUGAAGUCGAGGAACAAGACGCCGUUGAUGCCUUGCUGACAUGGAAGCAGACUCGAGCGGGCAUCAACCAGACCAAGAUGUCGAGGGGCUUCGGAAAUGCAGGACAAGCCCCAGGUCGAGAUUUCAAGAAACUUGAGAGCCGUGUUCGCUGCUUCAGAUGCAAACAAGUGGGGCACUUCAGCAAAAACUGUCCCAAGAAAGGAAAAGGUGGGGGCAAGAGUUCAUCGAAGGAGGCAGGCCAGGGGUCGACGAAGGUCAACUAUGUCUUCAUGGUGUGGUCGAACGACUUCUUUGAGCCUGAGAUGACCAUCUCCCCCACAGGAUACACGGUUCAGGAGACCCUGGAGGAUGGCACUACCCUCACCCGGCACUAUCCACCACCGUCCCAGGAGUACGGACGCCCGCUGACAGGCCAAGAGAUGCAGGCCUUGGUGACGGGGUGGGAAUACAGCCCACGGGACUUCUGGCACGUGCAAGGCAAUCGGGUGAUUCGAGAACAUCUACUUCCUCGGCGACAGCUGUUCACACCGGCGGCAUCGGGAUGCCCAGUUCCUUUGGGAGAGCUCUGUGAGACUCGGACCACAAGGGCGGUCAAGAACAAUGGAGAAACUUCAGUGCUGUUUUCCCACAACUGGAAACAUCGUGGAGAAGCUCAUCGGAAGUUGGACUUCGAGUGGUCGGGGCAGACGAUCUUCUACCUGAGGGAAGCCGAGAUUGGGCCUACUGAUGAAGAGCUGGCUCAAUUGGUGAUCUCAUACAAGGAUGAGCUGGACCUCGCCCAGGAAGAGCUCCUUCGAACUCCAGAAGAUAGUACGGAGUCCGAGGAGGAUGAGACACUGGUGGCUCUGGUGCACUCGCCCGGGCAUGGAGUGGUGGACACUGGAUGUGGUCGAGGCCUGAUUGGAGAGGACACGCUGAAGAGACACGAAGCGGUCUUGGCUGAGUAUGACCUGGCCGUGAAGGAGCUUCCCCACAAGCCGCAUGCUUUUCGAUAUGGGAAUGGAGCGGCCGACCGAUCGUUCAGGACCGUGCAGAUUCCCAUCUUCCUGGCAGGUGUGAAGAUGUGGCUGAGGAUGCAUGUUGUCCCGGGACAAGUGCCGCUGCUCUUAUCCAAAAGAUUCCUGAAAGCGCUUGGAGCAGUAAUGGAUCUGCAGCAAGGAGAGCUCCUGCUCAAGAAGGCCCACUUGACCGUGCCGUUGAUGGAACAGCGAGAUGGGAGCUACCAGAUCAAUCUGCUCGAUAUGAAGCAACCGGCAAAGGUCCGAGACAUGGAGAUUGAGGUGAUGCACACUCAGGAGCUGUGGGGUCAGUGUGAGCUGACCGAAGAAGAACGCUCUUUCUCGCCAGAUCCUUUGUGGUCACCAAUGGAGGACGGAGAGGAAGUCGAGAUGGAGGGCACCAUCAACAUGUCGGACGACCACGAAGAGACGAUCAGGGACGUCGAGAAUGAGCACCAACUCGGGGAGGAAGAGGACCUCCCAGAGGAACAGCCGUGUCUCCAGCUCGAUCAGGAGCAAGAAGAAGAAGAAGAGCGCUAUGAAGUGGAGUCCGAGGAGGCCGAGCAGGACAAUCGAACCGGAAGUCAGCCGGCAGAAGAACCCGAAGGAGAGCUGUCGGAUGAUGAUGACGAAGGAGGAGAAGUACAUGUCAUGAAGGCACAUGAGCGAAAGGCACUGCAGAACAAGAUGAGUCAGGUCUGCCGGACCGUGAUGGAUGUCGAUGCCUGGCCGGCCUGUGUGGAAAUCUUCUGCCCUGGCCGCUUUGGAGAGAAGGCAGCUGCGUUCGGAGUGAGAGGAGCCAAGACCUUCGACUUGAGCACCGGCUGGGAUUGGAAGAAGGCCGAUGACCGGAAGGCUGUAUGGGACUAUUUGGAGACCCAGGACCCGGACCUGACGAUCAUGAGCCCGCCAUGUGGGCCCUUGUCUAUGCUCCAGAACUCAACCCCACCGUGGCGACGCAAAGAUUUGGAGCAGUUCAACAGGGAGAAGGUUGAGGCAAAGGCUAUGAUCGCUUGGUGUGCCCGGAUUGCCAGGGACAGGAUGAGGAAGGGCCGGAUCUUCGUCUUCGAGUCAUCGAAAACGAGUGGCGCCUGGCGAGAACGAGGCAUCCAGGAUCUGAUGGGAUAUGACGAAUGCCAUCGGGUGGAUGUUCCAGCAUGUUCGGUGGGUUUGAGAGAUCGAGAGUCCCGGAAGCUCUUCGGCAAGGAGUGGGGCUUCUUGACCAAUGGCCCGGGAAUUGUGGCUAUGCUGGGACGACUGCGAUGCACUGGAGACCAUGAACAUCAAGUGGUGGAAGGCCGGUCCGGUGGUCAAUUGAGGUCCAUUCAGACACAGAUAUACCCCCCGAAGCUCAUCAACAUGAUCCUAGGAGGAUUCGCCUGUUCAGAGAAGUAUGAGCCGUUAUGCUGCCCAAUUAGUCAAGCUGACGUUCAACUGGAGGGGUCAGAAGUUUCCAAACAGUCAAGGGAAAGAGUUCACAACGCGGUGCGAAAGAUGCAUGUGAACUUAGGGCACGCAUCCAUGGAGGACAUGCUUCGUAUCCUCAAACAUCACGGGGCUCGGUCGGAGGUGCUGGAGCUCGUGAAGAGCUUCCAAUGUGAUGUCUGUGAGGCCCGUAGGCAGCCAAAGGCCGUCAAGGACAGCACCGUGCCGAAGGAUCUGUCUCCCCUCCGUUACAUUGGGUUGGGUGUCAAAUGGUUACCCACCUGGAAAAAGGACAUGCAGUUCAAGGCACUGAACAUUGUUUGCCGAGCUUCGGGUUUACAACAAGUCUACCCAUUCAAGGAGACAGAGACAUCCGAGCUGCUGGUGCGUCUCUAUAGGAAUUGGACUCGAGCCUAUGGUCGACCACGAUACGUCAAGUUUGAUGCAAGUCGAUGUAAUCUUGGACAACCCUUCCUAGAUGCCCUCGAGAGAGAUGGGACUGUUCCGUUGGAUGUUCCAGGUGAAGCGCAUGAACAGAUGGGGGACGUGGAAGUACAGGGUAGACAUUUCGCACAGAUGCUGACUAAGGUGGGACAUUCCAAAUCUACUCAGAAGAACUUCAUUGACAUCACAAAAGAUGACUUUCCACCAGGUGAUUUGUUUCCUGACUCUGGAAUGCAGACAGCUGAGCCCGAAGUGGCAGAGAGAGCGGCGGCUCCAGAACAGGCCGACAUGCCAAAUCCUCCACCCUCGCAGCGGGGAAGUGAACCCAUGACAAUCUCAUCUUCGUUAACAGAUCAACUGAAUCAGAUGUCGGAGGAGGAGUUGACAGCAUGGCGAGAAUCAGCCAAUCGUGCUGAUCGGCUGGAUGGUCAUCGAAGACCAGGGGGUUCGGAGCCGGAGCCGAAGCGACCUCGACAAGGGCAACUCGUGGGAGGACAACAGUACCCACAGCGGCAAAACUCAAUCCCCGACAAUAUCAUCAAAUGGACGGUACACAGUUCUGCAAGCUAUAGCAAGCAACAGGUGUGGUUGGUCCAAGACCUACCGAUCAACAACAAGAUGGUGAAGAUCUCAGCCAAGGGCUUCACCGAGCAUGAGGUCAGGGCUUUGUUCGAGAACAUGGUGUCACGCCAUGCCAAGACCAGUGAGGAGUUCUUGGCUCACAUGACACAGAGCCGGACGAUGUGCAAAGCCAAACUACCCCUUCAGAUGGUGAACUCCAAAACCUUUCGGGGAGAGACAAGCCUCGUCACGUUCACCUACACGAAGACCACACAGAUGAUUGCGGUGCAGGCUGGGGCAGCCUACUUGGAUUCGAUCGAAGACACCAUGACCGAUGUCAUCGAAAAAUAUGGAGCCAUGUUGAAGGCCAAUGAGAUUCUUCCAAUGAGAGAGGGCACAGGCGAAUGGUCCGAAGCAUUUCGUGCAGUGCUGCAUGAGGGAGCUCACUCGCAAUUUCUUGAAAAAGAUGAGAGUGAGAAGAAAGCAGUGCCAACAACUCCGUUGACGGAAACCAGUCAAGCGCUGACGCCAGAUGAUCCACCUUUCGUGGCAGCAGUGGCCGAGCUAUGCCAUGAGGCGAGUCGAAAGCUCUACGACUACCCAGCUUGGAAGCAGAAGUUCUUGCAGCUGAUGUGCCGUGACUUUGGGGCUGACCCGCAGAUGGUGAUCGAGUUGAGCGGACUGACUGAGCGUUUCAAUAUGUCAACAGAUGAUGAAGAAGGCUGGUCA